Messenger RNA from Aedes albopictus (Asian tiger mosquito), 4425 nucleotides. RefSeq lists its product as uncharacterized. The coding region runs from base 938 to 2116 and encodes 392 amino acids. Lineage: Eukaryota; Metazoa; Arthropoda; Insecta; Diptera; Culicidae. The record is from RefSeq and is a predicted model, not a curated record. The transcript has 5 exons.
GACAUCAAUGGGAAGUUUGUAGCCUCUGCUGCUCCUGGUGGAUGGAUAAAAAGUUCGCUUUCAUUCCCUAUUGGGUGCUUAUUUUGCUGUCCAGCUGACGACUUCCUUUUAAGUCCUAGAAGCGUGACUUGAGGGAGUGAAUCCCAAAUACAAUGCGUAAACUACGGGGCGUAAACUUUAUUGUAAAUAAAGUGAGCGUAAAUUGAGGUUCCAGUGCACCCCAGAGUGCUUUGACUGCCGUGAACCAGCAAUAAAAGUGAGAAAAACGCACACCAUUAAAACGGAAGAAAAUAACAUUAGAAGCAGGACGACGACGUCCGUCGGUGAGAAGUUUGUUGUGUAGUGAAGCAAUCCAUUUCCGGUAGUUCGAAGGGGUGUGCGAUGAAACCGUGAAGGUUGCCAUGUAGACAUGUGAUAUUGGUGGUGAUUAUUCAUGAAGCAACAUACAUAGUGAUCACUGUUGAUAGGUUGCGGUCGAACUGUGGUAGAAAGUCUGCCCGAUGAUAGUGAACCAUAACAACAGCAUAUAAACAAAGUUUUGAUAAAAGUACGAAAACCUAUGCUCUGGUUGGAAGCUUUGCCUGUGUGUGGGAAAGACCAAAGCUUGCACCAACACUGCAGAACCUGAGGCAACUACAGGGAGUAACGGAGCGAUCUUUACGACUAUCGAACUGCCAUUAUAGCCGCCGCACCGCGCUUCGGGGAAAAGCGACCGAGCGGCGAGCGCCGUCACCAACAAACAAGGCAGGCUUCCGAAGCGAGACGACGGCGUUUCAAAACGAAAGUGAAUGUGAACGUGACAGGAUCGAAUCACCUGCUGCGACCACGCGCGCUGAACUCGAGUGUUGUGAUUAGUAAAGUUUCCGAGUGUGUAGAACGAUAAGUGAUAAAGUGACGCGGGUACAAUCCUAGUGGGCCGAUACUGCUAGUCGAGAUUAUGAUUAAAGUUACCAAAGCAACCGGGGCGUACGCGGCCCUGGUUUCCGUCGUGUCUGGAACCAUCGUAUGGUUCAACUUCCGACCGUUGGGAAUAUUCUUCUUCUCCGGAUUGGUGGUGUUUUGGUGUCGGCAGUACGCCAAUCUCCGCCUACAGAUGACCCCGCUGGUGGAGGACAAACUGCGGCAGUUGGGCCACCGGGCGUUGGAUCUCCGGAAUGAAAAGCCCGGCUUGUUCUGUGCGCUCAUAUCGGGCUUCCUGGUCGUGCUGGCCUUUAUCGGUCACGUGGUUUCCGGAGCGUACAUCGUGGUCGCCCUGCUGGUCCUCUCCAUCGUGGUAUCCACCAAGUACGACAUCAAAAUUGUUGCCGAUCGUGAACAAACUCCAUCUCCACUUUCGGCGAACUUCCUAGACCAAGAAGUUGAAGAGUUCCUGCCGGAGAUCAACGAAGCCAACGCGUCGCUCCUCAAGCAGGUCGGUGAGGAAGCGGACAUCAGUGCCGUCUACAAGACCGAUAGUACCAUCAGCGAACGCAAGGGCACCGGUGACGAAGAGGACGAUGACGACGAUACCUAUUCGGAUCUGCUGAUUCCGCAGAGCAGUAUUAAGGAAUUGGACGAAGCCGAAGAAGAGGAGCUAUCCAACGCGUCCAGCAGCGACGAGUUGUUGCUCGGCAGUGGCGGUGAUCAGCCAAGUGCUUCCUCCGGCGCUGGCGCCGCCGCCGCCGCCUCCGAUGAGAUUAGAUUUAAGAGUGGCCAUUUCAAUGCCAAUACUUCCUCCGACUCGGACGACAGCAUUUCGCGGGGGUUGAGCUUCGACGACGUACCCGACAAGGCGGGUAGUCGGAAACGGCUCCAUCAUCAUCCGCAGCAACCGCAGUAUCAGCUGCUGGAGCAACGACCGCAACAGCCGCAGGAUCAACUGGCCAACUUGGCGGGCAAUUUGCUAUCGAGCGGAGUGCUUAGCUAUUUGACAUCUGCCAUAGCCAGUGGUGCUUCGGCGGCAAUGAGCCAAUCGCAUCCGGCUCCGAGUCUCAGCAGUAGGCAUCCCAAUAGGAUGACGGUUUCCUCGGCGAGUGGCGACCGGAGGACUUUUGGAAACGACGGAGGAGAUUCUACGGAUGAAGACGAGGAUAGCGACUUUGAGAUGCUGAACCCGGACGAGCUGAACAAUGUGUAAUGAGGUGGGUUGCCGACCAUGUAAGGUACUUUUUGCGAGAAAUUAUUAUUUUUUGUUUGUGAUCGAACUUUCUUUUUUUAUGGGGCAGUGGCUUAUUCUGUUGGGAUACUUUCAUGUGUUUCUAUCUUGAAAAAUACUUGUUAUAUAAGUUUGGCAUUUCUGAUCUUGAAUACAUGUGAUAACAUGUAUUAUAUACUUGUUAAAACAAUGAUUCUCAAACUAAACUGUCCUUUUUAAUGCAUAGCUUGCACUCCCCAACAUAAGUAAAUGUCUUGAAUAGACUUGGGAGUUUCACACAGACGGACUUGCCGACAUACCAAGUAAUAUUUUGAAGACCAAUUAGACUUGUAGAAGUUUUGAAAACCACCAUGAAACCUAAUGUCUUUUAUUUUUGUUUUAUGAUGGUUUUAAGAACCUCUUCUAGUGUAUUCGAUUAAUAAAUAUUACUUGGAAUGGGGUCUCUAUCUACCAUGAACCUGCGAGACCUACGCUGGGUGGAAGGUUACUUUCCCAUUGUUGACCCAGCUAUCUACCUUCCUAUACCUAUAAAUAAACCUAUGGGACCACCUGGCUUUCGUGGAACUGCCCCAUGCUAUUUCGUCAUUGAGGCCAAAAGACUGUCCUUCUGUGACUGCCCAUGAGGUGAAUUGCGUUUCCAUUUAGCAAUGGCUUCACUAUUUGAACAAUGAAUUUAUAAUUUGAUUCGUCUCCAGUGUAAAUUCGGUAAAGGUAUGUGAAAACUCUAACAUACAUUGUUUAGAAUACGUCUCCUUGAUGUAAUGUCUCCCGUUUUGAUAUUCUGAAAACAAUUCAUGCAAAUCCAAUCAUUGCCCCAAUGGUUGAUCACACACCCUGUAUUGUGUAAAUAAUUGUACAUGCUCAUUAUUAUUCCUAUUAAAAAUACUUUUCCCAUUAGCUUCCCCUCUAUCAUCUCGCAAACUCUAUCAUUCGUUCGUUAUACCAAACGAGCCAACAGGAACAAGAACAAAAAAGAUAAGAAAAACAUCUUUAGCAUUCAUAAUUUUAUCGUAGAGACCCCGCAUAGCGAACGAAGUUACGAAAUUGGAGCAUUUUUAGUUAGUUUACCGAAUCCACCACCCAAACCAUCCAGGCCAUUUAGAGAUCCGAUUGAAGCGUAGACCACAGAAAAAUACGAAAAAUAUGUGCAGCAUUAUAGCAAGUCAACUGUAUGAUGCAAAACAAACUAGUCCGCAGUGUGUUAGAUUUUAACGAAUUCACUACAAAACAGGAAAAGCUCAUGGAUGGCUUUGGUAUCAUUCGUAUAGUACAUAAACCCCACCCUCUUAAGUCAACGCUUUGAAUGCUCUAAAGUAGGCGCAGCGAAAUUACUGCAACCACCACCAUGAAAAUGGAUGAACCUUGUGAAACCUUUUACGAUGUUUUAUAGAAGUCUUCUUUGAUGGGUGAUUUCGUUUCGUUCGUAAGUAACCGCACUCGAUAAGGGGUUAUGUCGUCCCUGGAAAGUCAAAAUUAUUGAAGAAGUGUGGUCCACAAGGAGGCAAAUUAAAAGCAAGAGUUGUUCUUCUAAGAAUUACGUUCACUUUUUGUUCUGUGUAGACAUGCACUAGCUAAUCGAUGUGAAUCGAAUCUUCAGAUAAAUAAAUUCGACGAGGUUUUUAGAACGUUUAUAAAACCAAAAUAAAAUCAUUUAGUGUUUCGAGAUUUGUUGAUUUUUUUCACCGAAAAAAAUCAACAAAUCUCGAAACAUAAAAUUCAACGGUGACGAAAAAACCCCACAAAGUAAAAUCAUUUAGGUUUUAUGGCAGUUCUUGAAACUUCUCCAAAACCAAUUAAACCAAUCGAAUUGUUGCUUGGUAUGUUUUUCAAACACUCUUUCUGUUUGGAAGAAUAUAAUUUUAUGAUUUUUUUAUUUCAUUAAUUUUUGUCUUCUUGUUAUUAAAUUCACCUCCUGAUUGGAUCACAUGGACUUGUAUGGUGGACUUUAUUUUCUGAGAUCUCUCCAUUUAUUGUUUGAAGCACGAAUCAAAUGUAUUGACACAUCAUCUGUUCAAGCUGACAGAUAAUAUGCCAACAAACCAUGACGCUUAAGGCUUACAAAAUGGAGAAACAAUCAGAAAUUAAAUUGUUCCCCGUUAUGAAAACGAAAUUUGUGAUUGCGAACGGAACAACUUAAAAAUGAAUGAAUGAAAAAAAAAACAAUAUUUAUUAAUGCUACUACUACGUGUGAUAUGAUUUUAUUAUACUCUACAUUACAUAUAAAAUACAUACUUGUGUACCCGUAACGACUAUUGUGACGUAAAUGAAAUGAAUAAACCACUAUUCGUGAU